Messenger RNA from Amphiprion ocellaris (clown anemonefish), 2356 nucleotides. RefSeq names its product calmodulin 3a (phosphorylase kinase, delta) (gene calm3a). Lineage: Eukaryota; Metazoa; Chordata; Actinopteri; Pomacentridae. The record is from RefSeq and is a predicted model, not a curated record. The transcript is spliced from 6 exons. Bases 204 to 653 code for a protein of 149 amino acids. Gene Ontology annotation, molecular function: calcium ion binding.
GGCGUCGCUGGAUUGAGGUUUCCGGGCAACUCCACUGCAACAGCAGGAUACGGGCUGCACAGAUUCACCGAAACCCUUAUUUUAGAAGAGACUGGUGUCAUUUAAUUGCUGUAUUAGCGUAUAUGCCGGCUAAGUAAGUUGAAUACAACACCUUAAACUGAGCCUUUUCGCAUAUUAACGGAGCUUUAAAAGUCAACGGGACAAUGGCUGAUCAGCUGACCGAGGAGCAGAUUGCUGAGUUCAAGGAGGCGUUCUCGCUGUUUGACAAGGAUGGUGAUGGCACAAUUACUACCAAGGAGCUUGGGACUGUGAUGCGCUCUCUGGGGCAGAACCCCACUGAGGCUGAGCUGCAGGAUAUGAUCAAUGAGGUGGAUGCUGAUGGUAACGGUACUAUUGACUUUCCUGAGUUCCUGACCAUGAUGGCCAGGAAGAUGAAAGAUACAGACAGUGAGGAGGAGAUCAGAGAAGCCUUCAGAGUCUUUGACAAGGAUGGUAACGGCUACAUCAGUGCAGCUGAGCUACGGCACGUCAUGACCAACUUGGGCGAGAAGCUCACUGAUGAGGAGGUGGACGAGAUGAUCCGUGAGGCUGACAUUGACGGUGAUGGUCAGGUCAACUACGAGGAGUUUGUCCAGAUGAUGACUGCCAAGUGAAGAGAAGACUGAAAUUUCUCUCAACGUUGCUUGUCCUCCUAAAAUCACUGUCUUUAAGAACCAAAAAAAAGGAACAAUUAAUCAAAUGAUCAACUUCCCCCCUAAAACAUCACUUAUUUGUAGAAUUUUGCAAUUUGUGCUUCAGAACAUCCAACUACUUCUAAGGUAUCUGUUUAGCAAACACCAACAGAAUAAUCCCUAGAGAAGUUAAUGGACCAAGCUUUAAGAGGGCUGAAGCCCCUGUACUUCAGACCAAGAUUCUGCUGAGUCACCCAGCUCCUGAUUAAUUUAGAGGAAAGAGCAACUCUGAAAAGGCAGAGGGAUAGGAAAUCUUGCUACAGUUCGUAUAGAGAAGUUGGCUAUUUAAUUCUUUCCCGAUAGUCUUCAACAACGAAAAUUGAAUCUCUUGCACCAGUGGUGAUUCUCCAAAUACCUGAAUUGAGUACUCUUCUUGCAUGCACCCUUUCUGUGGCCGUCUCUUGUGACAACAAGGAGGCUCUGAUCCCAUCAGAGGUAGUGGUCAGAUUGUGUACACACUGGAGGUAUAUACAUAAAUAUAUAGCUAUAUAUCUGUAAAAUUUGUGUCACUAUUGAUUAUUGCAAGAGCAAAUAGUUGCGAUGUAGGGUGUUCAUUGGUGCUCGGCUGGAGAUGAGCAUUCUUUACUCAGAGACUGAAAAGUGCUGGAGGUUUUCUCCCCAGUGGGAUGUGAUUUCGUCUUGUUUUGAGUUGUGGGCUUUACAUUGCCCGCAGCACUGAUUGGAAGCAGGAGUGUGUUGAAUUGUUUCAGGAUGGUUAUUGUGAAAAACACACUUGAGGACUGCAGUUAAUACAUUUGUUCUGCAUACAGAUAUCCUGAUGAUACAAUAUUGAUGUAACGCUUUAUAAAUGUGUUCUCAAAUAUUAAUGUAUUGAUGACAAACUUUGGUCACAAAAUAUAUCUCUAUAUAUUAGUGUAUCGUAAAGUUUGCAUUUGCCUAUUGUUGUAGUAAAUGACCUGUGACAUGUUUUCUCUUUGGUUUUGAAAUGUGCCAUAAUACUCAAAAAACGCCUCAACCUUCUUGCAAAACUUGUAGUUCAUUAGAAUAUAAUAAAUCUACUUAAUAUAAUAACAUAUAAAAAUACAUGCAGUUGAACAUAUUUGCACUUUGGUAUAAACCAUCUGGAUGUUAAAAAUAACGUUUUGUUCUGAAAGAAGAAAAAGAAACCAAAUGUCACUGUUGCUGCUGCUAUAACAAAUCAUAGGUUUCACUCAUUUCUUGUCCUUGUUGGUGUCUGAUCUUCAAUUUGUAGUCCGGUGAUCAAACUUCAGUCUGCUUGCUGUUUUACUGAACAGAAUACAUAUACUGUAUAUUCACAAAUACUUCUUGUGGUGGGGGUGAUGUGAUCCAUUUGGACUAUUAGAGUGGGACUUUGAAACGGGGAUGAAGUGGGUUUGUAGCAAAGGAUUCAGCUUUAGAUGUGGUUUCAGUAUUAGGUUUUUGAACAGUUGGCUAAAUUUAAGAUGCAGGUUAGCUGGGGUAUCUUAUGAUUUCCUCUAAGUGUGAAACCUAAAAUACUUCUCUUGUUUGAGGCGUUUUAAUUGGUUACCUUUGAGUCAGAUGUUUGGAAGUAAAUGGUUGAUGGGCUAUUAACUCCUGAGGGUAUCUCAAAAAUGUAAAGAUGUGAUAUAUUUUCCAUAAAUCAAUAAAUUGACUGAGCUUUA